Messenger RNA from Drosophila navojoa, 929 nucleotides. RefSeq names its product Juvenile hormone binding protein 6 (gene Jhbp6). Gene Ontology annotation, biological process: multicellular organismal reproductive process. Lineage: Eukaryota; Metazoa; Arthropoda; Insecta; Diptera; Drosophilidae. The record is from RefSeq and is a predicted model, not a curated record.
AAAACAGAGCCGCAGACCAUAAAGAGAUCUCUUCGAUACCAAGAUGAGGGAACUCAUACGACGCGCUGUGCUCCUGGGAUUGCUCAUUCGCUUCGCUCGGGGUGACGAUGCGUUUCUGACUGAUCCGCCAGAUUACAUCAAAGAAUGUAAAAUAGCCGAUACGAAUUUUGUCAACUGCUCCACGCAAAGCAUUCAGCAGCUCUUCGACAAGCUAAACGAUGGAAUUCCGGGCCUCACAAGCAUCAAAAGCUUUGAUCCUUUCCACUUGAACCGCAUACGCAUAUCGCAAGGCAAUAGCAAUGCGAUCAAUCUGAAAGUCGAGCUGGCCAACAUCAAGAUUUUUGGAUUCGGUCACACCAAAGUGAUUGAGAGCUUAGUUUUCAAAAAGGACUACAGCUGGAAGACCACAUUCACGUUGCCGGUAAUGAAGCUUCAAGGCGACUACAGUUUAUUCGGGCGCAUUCUGCUCAUACCAUUAAAUGGGCGUGGUCAGGUGUUUUUAGACGCAGAUAACAUGACUGUCACCAUGCACACCAAGACGCGACUGUACACCAAGGGCGGCUUCACUUUUUACAAUGUGACCAACUGUCGCGUGGACUUCAAAAUGGAUGGCCUGAAGUCCUACUUCUCUAAUUUGUUCAACGGCAACAAGCAAUUGGAGGACAGCACCAAUAAAUUCUUCAACGACAACUGGCGAAUGCUGGCGGAUGCUCUAUACACUGUUAUCACGCAGACAAUCGAGGACAUUCUGCUCGAUGUUCUGAAAAAGAUUUUCCACUUCAUACCAGCGAACUACUUUGUCAGCGAUAUUCCCACUCCGGAACAGCUGUAUGGUAAAGCGAAGCCGAAACUAAAAUAAACGUAGUUCAAGAACUUUGAGCUCUUAGUGAUAUUUAUUGGUUUCGUUAUCGAUAUAAGAUUAUUUAAGC